Nicrophorus vespilloides is the source of this 1200-nucleotide messenger RNA. RefSeq names its product serine protease snake-like. Gene Ontology annotation, biological process: proteolysis. The transcript has 6 exons. The record is from RefSeq and is a predicted model, not a curated record. The coding region runs from base 36 to 1100 and encodes 354 amino acids. NCBI's taxonomy places the organism in Eukaryota, Metazoa, Arthropoda, Insecta, Coleoptera, Silphidae. Gene Ontology annotation, molecular function: serine-type endopeptidase activity.
ACUUCAGUUCUCAUUUUGCUUUACUACAAUCUUGAAUGUUCGCAGCACAACUGAGUUGGAAUAAUAAUGGUCAAGGUCCACUAAUGCGAAUUACUAAAGUAAGCUUAAAUAUGUUCCAUUUUUAUAAACUUAUUGUGUUGUUGAUACUUGCAUCACAAGUGUAUAUGGAAACAAGAAAUGUCAAAUGCGAGAAUGCAACGAAGUUCUGCGAAAACAUUUGGUAUUGCAAGAAAAAUUCGUAUCCUGAAAAAUAUAAAGCAUGCGGCCACGACGGUUUGGUGGACAGAGUUUGCUGCGAUCCCGAAUACCCACCAACCAAAAGCAGAAAAUUUUGCGAUACGCUGUACAAGAAGAUCGCAAGAGAUGAAUACGGGAAGCAGGUUUAUAACUCUACAGUUCCUAAUAUAUAUAUCACUGCAAGCAUUGCUGCUUUAGGUCAUCGAAAUAAAUCCUCGACGGAAUGGGUGUGCGCUGGGAGUUUGAUUAACAACAAAUUCGUGAUAACUGCUGCUAAAUGUUUAAAUCAGAGCAUAAAUAUUGUUCGUUUAGGUGAUACGGAUUUGAACAACAAUGAUAAUGAACCUAAUAUUCAGGAAUAUGGAGUGCUAAGACAUAUUAUUCAUCCAAAAUAUAAUUAUCCUUUAGCAUACAACGACAUCGCUCUGAUUGAAUUGAAUGACACUGUUACAUUCACGAAAUUCGUAAGUCCUAUUUGCGUUUACGAUGAUGCGAAAAUAAGGGAACCACUGUGCUUAGAAAUUGGAUACAAACAAUUAUUCUACAGAUUAAUAGAGGUGCUUAUGCUAAGCAGUCGCGAGUGCAAACACUACUUUGACAACUAUAAAUUUGCUAAUCUCGUACCUUUCGGAUUAGAUCCAGAUACACAGAUUUGUGCUAGCAUCCCUUCGUACCAUAUGACGUGUCAGUCGCAACUUGGAGCACAGUUGCAAACGUUCGAUCCAAAUUACGUUGAUGCUAGAUUUCUUAUUGGAAUAACGACUAUUCCUAAACCAUCCAGCUACACCGACGAUGUCGGUCUUUACACAAAAGUGUCCCACUACGCUCCGUGGAUAGAAUCUAUCGCAUUUGCAGAUGAUUAACAAAUUAUUAAAUAUUUUUAUAUCGUAUAUAUCUUAAAAAUAUUUUCUUUAAUCAAGAAACUUUGUCUAAAAACUAACGUUCUAAACAGAAAACUAAUAU